UUAACACCAGUGACGCGAGUACAAUAAAAGUGAAUACAAAAAUAUAUCAACUUAGUCUUGCUAAAUGGGUAACACCAGUGACAGUUACGGAGCUAUUCAACGGUACUGAAUCCAUUUUUGCAAUUGAUGGAGCAGUAAAUGAAGAGUCAAAUGAAUCAUUAAAUGAAGCAAUGAUCGAAGAUUAUCAAGAUAGUGAUAUUAAUCACGGUCCUCAAGAUGGUAUUAGUCACAGUUAUCAAGGUGAUAUUAUUCACAGUUAUCAAAAUAGUAUUAGUUACAAACUCGCAUUUGACACAGACUCUUCUGAUGAAGAAUCAGAUGUUUCUUUACUUAAAAUAGCUAUAUGUUAA
This is a messenger RNA of Scutellospora calospora, 350 nucleotides long. NCBI's taxonomy places the organism in Eukaryota, Fungi, Glomeromycota, Glomeromycetes, Diversisporales, Gigasporaceae. The record is from the annotation of a GenBank genome assembly.